AUGUCUGUUAGCGAUAACUCUACCCUGGAUGUGUCGCAUGACAAUGACGGUUUGGGUGGAUAUGCGUAUGGUACGGGAGACCUAGCAGUCAGUCCUGAAGAGGUCUCCCCCUAUGCAACCACGCAGAUGGUUUCACUGGAAGUCGGGCCAGAAGCGACCCGCUUCCUUGUCCACGACAGCGUCUUGAGCCGUAGCGAGGUUCUUGCCGCAAAGUCCUACCCUUUGGCCUUCGUGAAGCAGUCCGUACUUCUCCCGGAGCUGGAUCUGAACACAGCGCACACUUUGGUGCACUACUUGUAUACCGGCAAAUACCAGAGUCUCAACACACUGGCAUCGUCCGACAAGGUCAUCCCCGAAGUCUACAAGCUAGGAGCAGGUGUAUACUGUGCCGCCGCUCGCUACAAGCUACCCGGCCUUGCCGAGCUUGCCCAGAACAAGCUCAAGUCUCUAGACGAAGAGAUGAGCAUCUUCGAUAUCCUUACCGUAGCGAGAGACCAUGCGUUCCCUUUGCUACCGGAAGAUGAUUUGUGGUAUCCCAGUUAUGUUGAGCAGUCGCUCAACAAUGCCAUGGCGGACGAUCCAGAGCCUUUCCGAAAGCCGGACUUCAUCACGACGGUAGAGGGUAACAGCAGGCUUCUACAGCUCGUCUGGAAAACUGUGAUGAGUAACUAUGCCCGGGCGCCGGCUACACCGGUGGUCAAUAAUGAAGAGGCUUCCACUCCGACAGCUGAGGUCGUGCCGGAGCUGCAUGAGCCGGUUAGUGGUGAAGACGAUGUUUCUGUGACUGCGCCGACCAAGAAGGAAGAGGUAGAAGAACCCGCAACGAAACCGGUCUCGGCGCCUGCACCAAAGGAUGUCGUUGAUGAAGCACCAGUUUCAAACGACGCGAUCGUCUCGAAGCCCACUGAAGAAGUAGCUCCGAAGCUUGAAGAAGCUCAGGUAGAGCGAACGCCAGCAACGCUCGAGCCUUUCACCGACGAGCUGGACUUCAAGUCCUCAAAGACGUACCAGCAGAUGGGCAACAGGAAGCCAGAGCAAGUCAACACUAGUGAUGCCGCCCCAGAGACGAUCAAAACACCCGUUCAUGUACGUUCAGAUUCGGUGAUGCAGGUCGAGCAGCCAUUGGUGACACCUGUGGAUAAGGAGAUGAAGGCCGACGAUGCUGUGCAAGUGGAGGCUACGCCCGACAGAGCAGUGGCCGAUUUGGCCGAUUUGGAAGCUCUUGCAACCCAAGGAAAGAAGAAGAAGAGUAAGAAAGCCAAGAAGUCGAAGCAGGGUCUUGUCGAGUAG
This is a messenger RNA of Alternaria metachromatica, 1290 nucleotides long. RefSeq lists its product as uncharacterized. The coding region runs from base 1 to 1290 and encodes 429 amino acids. NCBI's taxonomy places the organism in Eukaryota, Fungi, Ascomycota, Dothideomycetes, Pleosporales, Pleosporaceae. The transcript has 2 exons. The record is from RefSeq and is a predicted model, not a curated record.